AUGACCUCCAGCAACUCCCCGGAGGCUGUGGCCGAUCCGGCCAGCUCCUCCGCCGCGGCCCCUUAUGGCACGCGAUCGAGAGGCCGCAACGCCCCUCGGCCCAACUAUGCUGAGGACCGUGACAUUGACAUGGAGAUUGAGACUCCCGCCAAAGCUGCCAAACGCACCAGCGGCAUGGGUCUGAACCAUGUUAACGGUUCCAAAUCCGAAGACAGCGAGAAAUCCUCGCCCACCCUGUCGCGCAAAAGCCUGACCAACGGCGCCGCGGCUAAUGCAUCACCUAAAGAGUCGAUUCCGGGAACCUCGUCAUUCUCGGCGCGGCCUGAUGAGAACGGCUCAGGUUCAUUAAAGAAACGCAAACACCCCGGUGGCCCGAACGGCUCCGGAUAUCCUACCAAGAAAAUCUUUACCGGCACGCCAGGAGAUUCCGAAGAUGGUUAUUUUACCAACAUGGUCAGCUUUGAGGCCUCCCAGCCUUUCCUCCAGGAUGGCCAAUUAGUUGCAGAUGAUGGCACCACGUUUGCCGUAAAUGGUGUCAUCGAAGCUUUACGGGUUAAUUGGUACUACCGUCCCAGAGACAUUCAGCGCCACAGUCCCGACUCCCGAUUUCUAUACGCCUCGAUGCAUUCGGAUACUUGCCCACUAUCUUCACUUCGUGGGAAAUGUCAAAUCCGCCACGUUACGGAAAUCGAAGACAUGAACACAUACAAGAAAACUCGUGACUCUUUUUGGUACGACAAGAUGUUCGACCGGUAUAUUCAUCGCCUGUACGAUGUUAUCCCGACAAAAGAUGUCAUCAACGUCCCCACCAAUGUCAAAAAGGUUCUCGAUGACCGCUGGAAGUUUAUUCUAGUCGAGGUGGGCAAAGGAAAAGAGUUGACCGGCGCUGUAAAGACUUGCAAGCGUUGCCGAUUGUUCGCUGCAAAUUCCGAGUCGGUAGAUUGCGCGGUCUGCCAUUCGACUUACCACAUGCACUGUGUUCGACCUGCCUUGACCAAAAAGCCCGCUCGGGGAUUUGCCUGGGCGUGCGCAGCCUGCAGCCGAGCCCAAGAGCGGAAACUGGAGGCGCGGAAUACCCCCAUGAUUGGUGAAAAUCGAGACGGCGAAGACGAAAUCAUGGAAGACGAGGAAGACGAGAACCACGCCAACGGUGUCGCCAAUGAAACCUCUGCCAGUACACCUGCAGCCACUGAAGAAUUUAUGCCCAAGCCAGCAACAGCGGAGCAAACAGCACAAGCUAAGAUGUGGCCGUACCGCUACUUGGGUAUUCAUUGCCGUGUGGAAGAUGCGCUCGAUUACGAUGAUCGAAUUUAUCCUCGCGCCAGUUCCCGCCUUGGUCCGCGACACCAAGCAAACGUUAGCCCCUGGCCUGGACGCCCCGUAGAAUAUGUGAAGCUUCCUGAACUGAAAAAGAAGAUGCAGCGGGUAGCGGGCGGCCGAAGUGUGAUGAAAUAUACGAAGGAGUCCCAAGCCGCGAUCGACGCCUCAAAACAGGAACGCGCCACGAGACCGAAAUGGGUGCAGGACGAACCGCCAGGUUACAUAGAGCGCGGACUGGACGAGCCUGUGCUCAUCAAUGGCAAGCAGGCUCAUACCUCAGAACUGCUGUUCAAGAUGCCCACACCUGAACAGAUUCCUUGCCCAGGCGAGGAUGAUGCCACGGGCGGGCAUCCGAGCGGCGCGGACCCGGAGGCCUUUAUUGACGAAUACAUGCGCCAAGCGAAGGAAUUGGCUCCUCAUGUCGGCGUCGAGAAGUACUCCACCAACUUCCUCGAUAAGGCUCUAGAGCUGCUCUACUCUGAGAGCUUUGAUGUUCAAGCCGCCCUCGCCAAGCUCAAGAAGGUCAACAAAUAUAAGGAUCUCAAGGAGCCCAACCUUCGCCCUGAAGAAGUGAAGCUUUUCGAGCAAGCCGUUUCAAAGUACGGAUCUGAAUGGCGCAACAUUACAAAACAUGUCAAGACUGUGCCUCACUAUCAGAUCGUUCGAUUUUACUACAUGUGGAAAAAGACCCCCAGAGGGCGACAAGUCUGGGGCGCAUAUGCAGGCCGACGUGGUAAGAAGGAGAGCCGGCGGCAGAGUAUCGCGAACGCGAAACUGCUCGAUGAUGUCGCCGACGAUUACGACGAUUCUGCCUUUGAUAACGACAAGGCGGCGGCCCAAAAGCGAGGUUUCCAAUGCAAGUUCUGUUCAACCCGUUCCUCCCGACAGUGGCGACGUGCGCCUGGGGUUGCUGCCGGCUUCGCAGUUCCCUCUGAUCCUUCCGCUAAGAAGGACAAGGGCCCCAUGCUAAUGGUCGCUCUCUGUUUGCGGUGUGCACUCCUCUGGCGCAAGUACAGCAUCCAGUAUGAGGACGUGGAUGAUGGUCACAAAUCGUGGAGACGACGUAUCGACGAAGAGCUGCUCGCUCAGCUGAUCCUAGCCACCGAGACACCAUUCACUAUCAACAGCACCACAGCAGCAACUGCAGCUUCGAUGGGCAUUUCCGUCGACAGCAACCCGCAACUUCAGCAUGAGAGCAAACUUGACCCGACAAAGAAGAAGAUUCGCACCGAUGCUCCCAGCACGAGUACUGCGACGUCGACAGCGCCAUCGUCCGUCGAACCCAUGCCGAAGAAGAAGACCGCGGCCGACAAGCCCGUUGAUACAGCACCAAUCGUUCCCGAUCCACCAAAGGCGAAGAUCUUACCCUGCGCCGUUUGCAAUAAGGUGGAACCUGUCGCCGAUGAGCAUCUUUCAUGCCGGGAUUGCCGCUUGACUAUCCACCGCAAUUGCUACGGAGUACGGGGAAAUCGAGCCGGCAAAAAAUGGCUAUGUGAUAUGUGUUUGAAUGACCGGAGCCCGUCCAUUUCCACGACUUAUGAAUGCGUGCUUUGUCCUGUGACUUGGACCGAGCAUGACUUGAUGGAGACAACUAAGAACAACAGCAAGAAGAAGUCGGAUAGGGAUAAGGAGAAGGAGCGCAUGGAGAAAGAUAUGCUUACGGAGGCAACCAAGCUCUACCGCAGCCGGCAGGAAACCGCUGGCAAACCCGUAGGCCCCCGAGAGCCCCUGAAGCGCACAGCUGGAAACAACUGGUCUCACGUCUUGUGCUCUUUGUGGACCCCCGAGAUCAAGUUUGGGGAGGCGGCCGAGUUGGAGCCUGCAGAAGGGUUUGGAUCUAUUCCGAAGGACCGAUGGCGCGAGACUUGCAAGAUUUGCAAGUCAUCCCGGGGGGGCCUUACCAUUUCGGCCUCGAGCUUGUACCAGUCAAGGGCUCUCGCAAAGACAGUCCGCCCACUGUGCGCCUCGGCUCUGACCAAGGUGCAGCGACGCCGGUGGUCUUCUGUCCCAACCACACCGUGCCCCCCCAACAUCCAUGAGAUCGGCGAGCUUACGAAUGAAGAUGGGUUGAAUGCCCUUCAACUAUUCGCCCAGACCUACAAACAGGCUGAUAAAACGCUCACUGGGACUUCCCGAAAGGCUGCAUACAUGCAGCAGUCGGUCGCCCCUCCACAGCAGCAUGCCAUCACAGCUGCGAACCGGCGGGCUUCAACAAGCAAUGGCUUGCUUACUAGUAAAGAGAUCAAGCAACAACAGACCCCCGUCGAUGAUGCCGAUGAGAUGGAUAUCGACACUGAGGAUCCCCCGGCCCCAAAGCCCAUGCCAUCUGGCCCUACAUCAAGCCGAAAGUGUGUUCGAUGUGCAACGGACAUUAGCCCGCGAUGGUGGCCAAGUACACGACGAGCCGACCCCCGGGGCCCAUUGGUGAAUGGCGUGGCUUACCCCGGCAGCCAUCCUUAUGCACAGCCUCCUCUGGCGCAGAACACACUCCACCACGCCAAUGGAGAUGUCGGCGAGCAGGUGUACGAAUGCCACAAGUGCCACCUGAAAUACCCUCCGCCUCCUGAGCCUGCCCCCGAGCCUCGAACAACUGUUUUCCCCGCUCCAGCAACGGCGGCAAUUCCAGCCCCGGCUCAACGCCCGGUGCUUCCAACACCUAGAAUGGGAAGCCAUUCUUUUGUGACUCCCGGGCCCCCGCCUCCACCUCAAGCCCCUGGGGUUCUUGGCCGGCCCAUGGCCCCUGCUCAUUCGCACACUGCGCCUCCAGGAUACCCGGGCUUUGAGCAGCGAAUCCCGUCAGCUGAAUCAAGCCUGCGCAAUGGGAUGUCCCCCCCCUGCCUAUCCGAGUGUCGGCCCUCCACCUGCUCCUCAUAUGGGAAACUACCCUCCCAGUCACCCUGGCCCACCUCCACCACACUACGGCCCACCCCCAGCGCCACCACCAUCGCAGCCCCGCCGCCUCGGCCUGCAUAUGUCGCCUCAGCAUCCCCACCGAUCGUCCAAGCCACGGUGAAUCGGUCUCCUCAGGCGUCGUUGAGCGCGCUGAACGGGGGUCCGCCGUCCCGGAUGUACGCGGUUGAAAGUAAUCGUAUGGGUGCACCUUCUCAUUCGCCGCCGGUCGCCCAGACACGAAUUGACCCGCGCGCUUCGACGCCCACCCACCGACCGGACGAGACUCCACCAUCUCAUUUGGGAGGACCUCCCAGCGCUGGUCGGCAUCCAGGCAUGAAUGGCGCCAGUGCGAGCUCAGGAGCAAGCGCCAGCCCUUCCUGA
Molecule: messenger RNA, 4593 nt
Organism: Penicillium chermesinum
Lineage: Eukaryota; Fungi; Ascomycota; Eurotiomycetes; Eurotiales; Aspergillaceae
Product: DNA-binding E3 ubiquitin-protein ligase SNT2
Exons: 5
Coding region: 1-4593 (1530 amino acids)
Biological process (GO): histone catabolic process
Cellular component (GO): Lid2 complex
Molecular function (GO): ubiquitin-protein transferase activity; chromatin binding
Source: RefSeq, a predicted model, not a curated record